AUGCAGGGCAAUGCAGAGCGGAAGCCAGAGAUGCUGAUGCUCUACAUCUAUGUCGAUAUUAAUAUAAACAUAAGGCAAUGCAGAGAAGCAGAAGCUGCAUAUGCCGAUGCUUUACUUGGGACCGUUGGUCAAGAAAGAUCAGGUGGGUCCGGGACCAGAAAGUCCUCCACCGUGACGUGGGCCCCGUCACGGGGUCGCUUUCGCCGCCGUUAUCUCCCUUGCAAUCUCGGAUCUCCCGCCGUCUCGCCGUCUAUUGGCGAUCGCGCGGAGAUCAACAUCACGGAUCGGUUGGUUCUUCGACAGGCCUCAGAUCAGAGCAUUCGAUCCAGUUGUAAGAUAUCCCUGAAAGCAUCUCCUCCAUCCGAUCCAACAAGGACGGAACCGGAAGCGACGCUCGGCCUUCGCCUUCGUUCCUUGUAUAGUUUGUUCUCUCCCAUUUUGUUUCCUGUUGUUAAACAUAGAACAAUCGAAGGUGAAAGUGAAGGGCCCAGAUUAUUUGGAGAAGGCUGCGUUUGUAUGCUCCCUUUUACCUUUCAGAACCCAAAUGCAAGGCAUCAUCUUCCUCGAACGAUCCUGAGAGGUCCAUUAUACGGUGUCAUAAAAGGUCAGAGGGCUAAACAAGGCAACAAGAGCUGAAUCGAGAAAGAAGCACAUCUUCC
Musa acuminata subsp. malaccensis (wild Malaysian banana) is the source of this 659-nucleotide messenger RNA. The record is from RefSeq and is a predicted model, not a curated record. Lineage: Eukaryota; Viridiplantae; Streptophyta; Magnoliopsida; Zingiberales; Musaceae.